Durusdinium trenchii is the source of this 366-nucleotide messenger RNA. NCBI's taxonomy places the organism in Eukaryota, Dinophyceae, Suessiales, Symbiodiniaceae. The record is from the annotation of a GenBank genome assembly.
AUGUCAGGCGGCCUGGUGAAGAGCUGCCGAGAUCAGUCGAAGAUGGCGGCCAAGAUCGGUGGAGACAGGAGCUUGCUCCGUCAAGACCGAAGCCUCAAGAGGUCGGAGGGAGGACUUCCACGCUUUGCCUUUCUUCUCAGCUUGGGUGCUCUGUUUGCCACGGACAAUCAAGUUCGGAGGGCCCUUGCUGAGGCCUGUGGCGAGCUGGAGGCGCUCGAGCACGAGCCGCUGGGCGAUCGCUGCGCUGCGUCGAGGGAAGCAACGACGUGGUCUCCGUCUCCCCGGUCCGAAGAGAGUCGUUCGAUACGGCAUGGCUGGGAUGGACGAGGCAGCUGUGGACCUCCUGGGGCUUCUUUCGCACGGUGA